GGUAUAUCCCCCCCCCCGUACUCAUCAUAUCUUCUUUGGUCUGACCUCGAAACAUCCUAAUCUGUUUAAUCUGUUUGAUUUGUCUCGUCAUCAGAGUCAUCCCAACCCACACUUCAUCCGUUCUUCUGCCGUGUCAUCCAUAUCCCGAACUCAAUUUCAUAUGAGCCCCAUCUUACCAUGUCGCGCUGCCCAUACAAUACAUAGUUCGCCUUUCCCAUUUCCACAAUCUUAACUUCAUUAUUUUCGCCUUACUUUUAUGCUUCCCUAUCUUCCCACGCAACCAUAGUAUCUUAUCAAAUAUUCCAAACGAAGAAAUAUCAUUACCUUCACGGUUCGUAACAUCGUUACCUGCAUCCUUCAUCCAUACACAACGUUGCAAGCGACGACACAGUCUCCACUAUCAUACACCAGCAAUUCGAAAAGUCCUUGGAGACUACCUAACAAAUUUCAAUAGACACUUGCUAUGUCGUCUCAGUUAAGACUCAAUACUUCGGUAGAUCAGGAUCAACUUCAAUUCCUUCUGGCACAGCAAGAGCAAAUUCAAGCGCAAAUCGCAUCCCUCACAUCCGGCUCGGCGUCAGCAUCGUCGUUUCCCCAUCACAGAUCCCCGAUAUACAAACAACAAACACAACGAAGACACAAUGUUCCCCGAAGUUUGUCAAGCAGUGGAGCUCCCAUGGCCCGACACCCGUCUUCUGACCGGAUGGAAGCAACCGGAAUAUCGCGGACAAUAUCUCAACAAUCUGAGCCCGUCAUGAUGCGAGCAAGCUCAAUGAAUAGUGCAUCUACACGCUCCGGAAGAUUACCAUUUACCCAGAACGGCGCGAUGCCCCCUCCACUCCAUAAUGAUCUCCGCCGAGGAAAUCCCGCCCUCGAAGCUUGGGUUAAUCAAGAUCAGCCCUACAGCUCUUACACCUUCUCGCAUCAAACCUCGGCUUCCCCCCUUCAGCGCUCUAUGUCUCAACGGAAACCGGAAUUAGAACAAGUUCUCGAGGUUCCCCAAGGUUUUGAAAACCCCGCCGACUUCCUCUUCCGUACCGGAUUUACUGGUGUCCCACCUACCCCAGUUUUCUCGAUUACGCCUUCUCCGGUAUCGAUGCACUCUUCAACACCGAUGCAACUUCAACAAUCGCGACAGUCAUUCAACAUUCCUAGCACGCCUACAACCACGACUCUUACUGAUGCAACUACAUACACAAGUAACAUGAGUCGACAAAAUAGUCUCUUUAACGAGCCUCUGGUGGAAAGUAUUGAAAUGAUGAAGUUCAAUUCGAACAAUUCCUUUUCUACAGGUAUCAAUGAUGAUUCUGUUUAUCCCGUUGCUCCUCAGUAUAAUUCUACUCAUCAUAGUCGUCGGUCUUCCGACGAGGAACAAACUCAACUACUUGUUGGGGCUGGUGGUGUUGGCAAUGAUUCUCAGUUUUCUCUUUCUUUUCCUAGUACGGAAGCCUUUGCUCAAUCUCAAAUUUCUGCACCUUUUGCUCAACAGAUGGAAAAGUCACAAUCGAUUGAAAGUGUUUCAUCGAGUAUGUCAUCAUCAUCUCGUAAUAAGCAGCGGCUACAAGUUAGUAACAUUGCCGCUGCACGACCACUUAUGCCUAAGGGUGGUGGUGAAGAGAAUUCGAUAUCACGAGUCAACUCAUCACAAUCAAUGACCCGGCUCGAUUCGAAAGAUGUGACAAAUGAUAAGAUUGCUAUCGAAAAGCGCGCUUAUCAGCGACCAAAGCACGAACGCGUAUUCUGCAAGUUAUGUGAUGAACACCCUGAUGGGUUUCGUGGCGAACAUGAGCUUCGAAGACAUUGCGAUCGACAACAUAAGAGAAUGGUGAAGAAGUGGGUUUGCAUUGAACCGCUGAGCAGUCAAGGACGCGAAAAGCCCGUAUUGCCACUCUCAAAAUGCAAGGCGUGCGCGACACAGAAAAAGAAGUAUGGAGCAUACUACAACGCAGCUGCACACCUUAGAAGAGCGCAUUUCAAACCCAAAUCCAAGGGUAGAAACAAGAAUAGUAAGGUUGAGGAGUCUCAAAAGCGUGGUGGAAAGGCUGGAGGAGAUUGGCCUCCAAUGUCGGAGUUGAAAAAUUGGUUCAAAGAGGUGGAAGAGCCAGCAGCAGAUUAUACUCAACAAGACGAUGAGAACGAUGAUGAAGAGAUGAACGAGAAUAUGCUUAACAGUCUGUCGCCAAAUCAUGACGCACCAACUGAUUUCGAUAAUGUCAUCAACAAAGUUCCGAUUCACCAAGUAUACCCGUCGAUCAACACACAAAACUUUGCCAGCAACAUCAACUUCGACAAUUCGAUGCAACAGAACAUUGAUUUAUCAAUGAACUAUGCAGGUCAAACAAACUUUGACUUUUCUUCUUUUCCUAUGAAUGACCCAUCAGUGGCAUUCUUUGAUCCUGUUUCUUCUCCUCAAGUUUUUGAUGAUCAAUCACUUGUUGGUGUCAAUUCUGUAAAUUUUUCUUAUGAUCCUUGUUUGUCUUUCAAUUAGGUAUUAUUCCUACUCUGUUCAUACUGGUAUGGUUCGAGUAAGGUGUGAUUACAAAUUUUCCUUUUUUUCUUCCUAUCUGCCUUCAGUCAUACUUUCGACAAUUCAUCAAUUUGGUGAGUUGAAUUGAUGAAUUGUCGCUUGGCGUCAGAUUUCUAGAUAGGCAGGCGUAUUUCCAUUUUCUUUCUUCUUUCUGUAUCUUUUUCCCUCUCUUGCCCCUUUCUUCGUUAGGAAGUCACGGCUGUUAUGAGUAAUGAAUUCGAUAUAUCUGGUGGUGGUAUCUUUCUUUUUUCCUUUCUCUCCUCGUUUCUUUUUCAUCUCUUUACCUGCGUUCAGGUUUUUGGAUUGGUUUUGAUUUUGUUGGGGGUUUCGGUGUUUGGGAAUCGACAACGAGAGUUGUCGUGGUUAGGAUUGGAUGGGAUGGGACAGAACAGGAUGGAUGGAUGGAUGAUUGAUUGAUUUACUGGAUUAUACCUACAGUAAUAACCUUGAUUAUAUACAAGUUUAUUUUAUCUGUUUUUUGUUUUUUUGAUUGCUUGUUUUCUAUGGCAUGAGUAGACUUUGGAUUUCUGAUGAUGGGGAAGGGAGAUGAAGAGGAGAUGAAGAGAGUUGAGUGGUGUAGUAGUGGUUGGAGUCAGGAUUGGAGAGCGUCUAUGCCAUGACGAUGUGGAUGUGGAGGCGAUGAAGAUGAAGAUGAAGAUAGAAAUGAAGGUAGAUGUGUGAAUAAGAUAAACGACAAAUUUAUAGAUACUUAAUGAUAAUACAAAUUGAUUCUUUUAUUCAUACA
This is a messenger RNA of Botrytis byssoidea, 3272 nucleotides long. RefSeq lists its product as uncharacterized. The transcript is spliced from 3 exons. The coding region runs from base 464 to 2488 and encodes 674 amino acids. The record is from RefSeq and is a predicted model, not a curated record. Lineage: Eukaryota; Fungi; Ascomycota; Leotiomycetes; Helotiales; Sclerotiniaceae.